Molecule: messenger RNA, 429 nt
Organism: Leishmania mexicana MHOM/GT/2001/U1103
Lineage: Eukaryota; Euglenozoa; Kinetoplastea; Trypanosomatida; Trypanosomatidae
Exons: 1
Coding region: 1-429 (142 amino acids)
Source: RefSeq, a predicted model, not a curated record
AUGGGCCACGCCGUCAGCCGCAAAACGUCCCAGGCGAGGAAGCGGGAGGCAAGGAUGAACACUAACGAGGCACCGUUGCUCAUCACGGCUGAAAGGGGUGCGCCGGUGGCCACUGCGGCGCACGAGAAGCAGCGCGAGGUCGACUCCCAGGAGGGUCUCACAGAGGAAAUGAUCGAAGGGCUGACGCGUAGCAGUGUCGGCAGCACUCACAGCAAGGCAAAGGACACGGUCAAGGACUGGAUCACAGCGGCAAACUACUUCGCGAAACACAACACCGACGCCUUGAAUCAGCACGAGGAAAGCAUGCGCGCCCUCGCUACUAUGCAGACUGCGAAGCACGAGCUCCGGAGCUUUAGAAAGCCGGAUCUCCGUGCUUCCUCUAGGCCCAAUGACUUGAGGAACCAUGUUGCGAUCGAUAUCACAAGGUAG